Staurois parvus is the source of this 755-nucleotide messenger RNA. The record is from the annotation of a GenBank genome assembly. NCBI's taxonomy places the organism in Eukaryota, Metazoa, Chordata, Amphibia, Anura, Ranidae.
AUGUGAUGAUUCCUGAGUCUCAUUUCCCGUUUUUUUUCUUUUAUUUUGCCAGUUGGCCACGGACAGAGCGAUGGUGACAGGAUGACGGUAUCCGACUUCCAUGUGUUUGUCAGGGACGGCCUUCAGCACGUGGACCUGAUGCGGAAGGAGCACCCAAAUGUACCGCUGUUUAUCUGUGGACACUCCAUGGGGGGCGCUAUUAGCAUUUUGAUGGCCAACGAGAGGCCAGCUGAAUUCUCCGGCAUGAUCCUGAUAUCACCGCUGGUGUUGCCUAACCCGGAGUCGGCUUCUUCUUUCAAGGUGUUUGCAGCUAAAAUCCUGAACCACGUUCUGCCAAAUUUUUCUCCCUCGGCGGUAUUGACCCCAACUAUUUGUCUCGGAAUAAACAGGAGGUGGAGUGUUAUGCCACUGACCCCUUGGUCUACCAUGGUGGGAUAAAGGUUUGCUUUGGAGUGCAGCUCCUGAACGCCACGGCCCGGGUGGAGAAGGCACUUCCACACCUCAAGCUGCCCCUGAUAUUGUUUCAUGGCACCGCCGACAAGCUUUGUGAUUUCAAAGGCUCUCAGUUCAUGAUGGACAUCGUCCCCAGCGAAGAUAAAACACUGAAGGUGUAUGAAAACGCUUUCCACGCUUUGCACAAAGAACUUCCUGAGGUGACAAAUGAGGUGUUCCAGGAGAUCAAGAGCUGGAUCCUUCAAAGGCUAGAGGCGUCCACAUCAGCUCCAGCAACAACAGAACAGCCAAAAUGUACUUAA